Molecule: messenger RNA, 836 nt
Organism: Dreissena polymorpha
Lineage: Eukaryota; Metazoa; Mollusca; Bivalvia; Myida; Dreissenidae
Exons: 5
Coding region: 253-822 (189 amino acids)
Source: RefSeq, a predicted model, not a curated record
AUAAACAAAAUUGAGCAUUACGUUAUUUCUCUCCUGGAGCGUAGGUCAUGUUAUAAUGCGACAUACUUUUUAAUCGGAGUUAUUUUAAACAUCCGGUAAUACUUUAGAACGCUUUUGAUAGUACCUACUUAACCCUGACAGAAGCCAGUUUGAAAACAGUACAAGACACAAUGCUUCUGUGGUAAUACGCUUGAAGGAUCGCAAAAGCCGGAAUCGGAAUGUAAUCAUACUUGUCUUGGAGAUCCAAGCAAGAUGUGUGGAGGUGAAUGGAGGAUUGGCGUCUAUACCAAUUGGGCAUGCGGACCACCGCCAACGAUUGCAAACGGAAUUACAGCGUUACGAAAGGGAAUCAAUAUAACAUACGGUUCAUUCGCUGAUGUUUACUGUGACCCGGGAUUCGUCGGCAAAAACGAAAUUACUUGCCUUUCUACCAAAUCAUGGGAAAAAGCGACAUGUGAACAUGAAGGAUCCAUGACUACGUUUAUAGCAGCAGGAGUCUCAGUCGCAGUCGCAGUAGCGGUUGCAGCUUUUGUGGUCGUGUUUGUCCUUAGAAGGAAACAAUUAUUACCUUGUUCGAAGACCAAACCGACUUCUAAUAUUGGCAAGCAUACGUUUGAAAUUAUGCCAGAGCAAAGCUAUGAGGACCUGGUUGACAGAAAUGAAAACACUACAAACUAUUGUGUGCUGGACAUAGAAAGUGGGGCUGCUGAUGCCACUCUUCGAUAUUACAAUAUAGAAGGGUGUCAGAAUAAUGAAAGCCCCAAAACAAAUGACAACUGCAAUUACGAAUACUAUAAUAGCAUGGUUGCCCAUGAAAAUUAAAAAAGAUAACAUGA